Saccostrea echinata is the source of this 3315-nucleotide messenger RNA. RefSeq lists its product as uncharacterized. Gene Ontology annotation, molecular function: nucleic acid binding; zinc ion binding. Bases 1 to 3315 code for a protein of 1104 amino acids. The record is from RefSeq and is a predicted model, not a curated record. The transcript has a single exon. NCBI's taxonomy places the organism in Eukaryota, Metazoa, Mollusca, Bivalvia, Ostreida, Ostreidae.
AUGACAGAAGAUGGUAAACUACCAAGGGCUGAGGCCGGAGAAUCACGACCAAGUAGGGAAAACAAAAAACUUACAGUAAAGGCCAGGUCAUACAAAUUACAAGAAUAUUAUGACAGUUUUAGAAAAUUAAAAUCGUCAGUAACACAAAUAAAGAAUUUGAUGUUAGAGAAUAGAGACACUGAACUUAUAAGAAAGAGGUAUAGUUCCUGGUUGGAUAAUUAUGAACACUUUUUAAACUUAUUUGAUGUUCUUAAAACCCAGACAGAGGAUGAACAAGAGAAAAGCAAAUUGCUGUUAGAUCAUCAAGAUUAUGACAUAUUCUUGAUAAAUUUUAAGAAAGAAGUAGAAGCAUUCUUUUCGUAUCAAGAUACUGUGAAAAAUGAAAAAAUGAAUGUGAAUAGUGUAAACAAAGCACAAAGUAGAAACUCUAGAACAACGAAAUCUUCUUGUGUUUCCCUUGAAAAACUUAAGGAAGAACAAAAGCUAGCAGAACUUGAAGCACGCAAAGCGUCGUUAAAGAAACGAAAGGAAUUGGAAUUGGCCAAAUUAGAACUUACACUUAAGGAAGAAGAAUUUAACAUAGAGACAGAUAUUGCAAUUUCUAAUGCAAAGACUGAAGUUUUACAAAAGUACGAGCUAGAAAGUGAAAUUAUUGACACUCACAGUGAUAAAUUUUGUGAGGAAGAAAUUACACCUAGAAGAAAUCCACCUAUGCCAUCCCCCAGAAUCAUAGGCAAGGAUGCAGAACUUGGUUCCCAAAUUUCUGUGUCAGAAAAACAUCUCAAUCCAAACGCCAGUGUUUUUGUGCCAAACAUUUCAAUGGAAACAAAACAACAAAAUGCAAUGCAGGAUGUUGUGAACUACCUAAGAAGACCAUUGCCAGAAAUUAAAAAAUUCAGUGGAGAUCCAUUAGAAUUUCAGCGAUUCAUGAGACAGUUUCACGCAAAAGUAGUGAUGAACACCAGUAAUGAUGAUGAGCGUCUCAAUUAUUUGGAACAGAUGACGCAAGGUGAAGCAAACCGUGUCGUAUCUGGAUACACACACAUGUCUGGAGAUAAAGGAUACCAAGCAGCAAUGAAGCAAUUGGAAGAAAGAUACGGAGACAGUGAACUGAUAGUGACAUCAUUCAUCAAGAAAGCUCUUGACUGGCCUAUGAUCAAAGAUGCGAAAAUGUUAGAUGAAUUUGCAUUGUUCCUGGUAGAAUGUCAAAACGCGUCAGAAAGCAUAGACUGUGUGUCAGUUCUGGACUAUGCUGAAAAUAUUAAAAGACUUUUGUCAAAACUUCCGAUAUAUCUACACGAUCGAUGGAGAACUGCAGUUCUCAAAAUUAAGGAGACUAAGAGAAGAAUAGGAUUUAGUGACUUUGUGACCUUUGUGAAGACUGAGGCAAAGAAAUCUAAUGAUCCCAUAUAUGGAGUUUCAUCAUUGAGUGGAAAUUCACGUUCACAACCUGAUAAGCACCAGAAAAGAACAGUUGCAUCAGGAGGCCUAAGUAGUGAAAAGGAAUCACCUGGAGCAUUAGUAUUGAAAUGUGAAUUUUGCGGUGGUGCUGGCCAUGUCUUGAUCGAUUGUUACAGAUUUCAAAGAAUUAGUAUUCAAGAGAGAUAUAACUUUAUGAAAAAUAAAGGACUUUGCUAUGGAUGCUUGAAAAAGGGACAUGUAACCAAGAAAUGUAGAAACAGACUUAAAUGCAUUUCAUGUGGACGUCAACACCCUACCAUUCUUCAUGACCCAUCAAGAUCAACACCGAAUUAUCCAAUCAAUAGGGAAGAACACAACAACUCAGUUUCAUCAAGUUCUAACGUUGAUCAAUCUGUCAUCCACACAGGGAAUUCUGAUGUCGGUGCGUCUUGUGAUACUGGGGCCGUAGAACAAACAUCGGCCAUGGCGAUAAUUCCUGUGAGAAUUAAGUUGAAAAACAAGAACCAUAGUGUCAUUACAUACGCAUUCUUUGACUCGGGUAGCAGCGUUACUUUCUGUUCUGAAAACCUCAUGCGACAACUAGGCGUUAGUGGAAAGAAAUGUAACAUCACUCUGAACACAAUUGGAGAACCAUAUCAGUUGGUGUCCCAGUCUGUCAGAGGCCUACAACUCUGUGAUAUGAACAUGACGGAAUUCAUAGAUCUUCCAAAAAUUUAUACGAAAGACAGGAUGCCUGUCACCCAUGAACAUAUUCCUAAAAAGGAAGAAAUUUCAAAGUGGCAUCAUUUAUCGAACAUAACGCUCCCAAAUGUUGCUGCUGAAAUUGGCCUUCUUAUUGGCAGCAAUGUCCCAGACGCUUAUGCUCCAUUUGAAGUGGUUACCGGACCAAGUGGAUCUCCUCACGCCACAAGGACGCGCUUGGGAUGGAUUGUGUGGAAUGUACUGAGAGAAGUCGGGUCAGGAUCAUAUGAUGUGAACAAAGUGACACUGGAGCGGUACUGUGAAUGUGACACUAAGCUGGAAGAAUUAGUGAAGGCGUCAAUUAACUUAGACUUUCCAGAGCACAUGAUAGCAGAAAAGAAAGAGCAUUCAGUGGAGGACAAAACUUUUCUGAGCCAAGUUGAAAAGUCCAUCAAACAAGUGAAUGGUCAUUACUCAAUAGGACUUCCUUUUAGAAACAAUUCUGUGAGCUUGCCAAAUAAUAUGAUUCAAGGACUACAGAGACUCGAAUGUUUGAAGAAGAAGAUGUUGAAAAAUCCACAAUUUAGAACUGAUUACACUGUUUUCAUGAAUAAACUGUUCGAGAAAGACUUUGUUGAGCCAGUUCCUGAGAUGCAACUACAAAGGGAUGAUGGACGCGUAUGGUAUCUUCCUCACCAUGGUAUAUAUCAUACAAAGAAGCCAGGAAAAAUAAGAGUAGUAUUUGACUGUUCUGCUGUGUUUAGGGGUGUGUCUCUAAAUAGUCAACUACUACAAGGACCUGACUUAACUAACAGUCUCUUAGGAGUGCUUCUAAGAUUUCGACAGGAACGUAUUGCGAUACAAGGUGACAUUGAGUCUAUGUUCCAUCAAGUUGCAGUACCAGAAGAGGAUAGAGACUGCAUGAGAUUUUUUUGGUGGAAAGAUGGAAAUCUGAGUGCUGAACCUAAACAGUAUAGGAUGAAAGUACAUAUUUUUGGGGCUGUCUCAUCACCUACUUGUUGCAGUUAUGCUUUGAAGAAAACUGCUGAGGAACACGGUAACGACUAUGAUCAAAGCAUACAGAAUACCAUAAUGAAAAAUAUGUACGUGGACGACUGCUUAGCAUCAGUUGAUACAGAGGAGAAAGCCAAAUACCUCAUAAAGGAUCUGAUGGCCCUUUGUAAACAAGGAGGAUUUCGGUUAACAAAGUGA